This is a messenger RNA of Ctenopharyngodon idella (grass carp), 12670 nucleotides long. RefSeq names its product leucine-rich repeat-containing protein 52-like. Gene Ontology annotation, cellular component: voltage-gated potassium channel complex. The transcript is spliced from 2 exons. Lineage: Eukaryota; Metazoa; Chordata; Actinopteri; Cypriniformes; Xenocyprididae. Bases 1912 to 2916 code for a protein of 334 amino acids. Gene Ontology annotation, molecular function: transmembrane transporter binding; potassium channel activator activity; voltage-gated potassium channel activity. The record is from RefSeq and is a predicted model, not a curated record.
AGGAAUCGGGUCUCCUUUAAGACCCUGAGUGAUCCCAUUUGUUCAAGAGACUUUUAAUGGGUAGUAUUUUUAGCGCCUGAUUAUAAUUCCUGCAAAAUCACGUUAUGAUUUAUAUCGUUUAAAAUGUGUUAUAAUGACCAUUAAUGUCUAUUAAACCAGAUGGUUCAUAUACUAUUAUAUAACUGAAGUUAUAGGUUGUGAAAUCAAGCAUUUCUUGUUCUAACUGUUUUGUAGUUAGCUUAUGUACUAGCAUAGCAUACAUCUACCUAAUUAGCCUGCUAGCUUAGCUUAUAUUAUAUUAUGUAUGUUUUUUGCUUCCAAUAUCUGUUUCCAGUUUGUUUUAUUAUGCAAUAGGCAUUCAUUUUAUAUUUCAAGUAUGUUGUUUGUGCACUUAAUGUAAUAAACAUCAUACAAUAGUGAAAUAGGUUAUAAUUAGUCAAGACAUCACGAUAACAACUUUUGAUCAGGCAUUACCGCCUGGGUCCUAAAGGAGACCCGAUUCCUAGGGGGGACUCGAUUUCUCGUGACACCACUUCAAGUUGAACACUAUGAACGCGUCAUUAAACUAUUCAUACAACAGAUUCGUUAAAAACAGAUUUGUUUUGAACCGAAACACCAUUGUGUGCGGUUUUUGUGAGUUUGGAAAGAUUUGCGUUGACCUAGCAAAAACAGACAACUAUAAUUGGCAACAUUAUGUAAGUUACUCAGUUUGAAAUGUAUGUUUAUUGAAUUGUUGUAUAAAAGCGAUAAAUAGCACAGUCUCAAUCGCAGUGUUCUUACUAGAUUUGGCCGUAUCGACACAAGGUCAGUAUUCGUCCGACAUUACAAAACGCAGCACUCUUUCUCGUGUGAUGUUUCUUGUAGGGACAGUUCACCAAAUAUGAAAAUUCAGUCAUUAUUUACUCACUGUGGUGUUCUAAAGCCGUAUGAUGUCCUUUCUUUUUCGCAACACGAGGAGAAAUAAAAUGUUCUGCUCACCAUUGACCACAAUGGGAAUGUUGACCUUCUUCUAACUUUAAAAAGGUCCUUUUUAAAGCUUUAACAAGGUGACCAUUUAUUGCCUUUAUAUGCACAAGCACAAAAGGGACAUUCAAUCUUUAACUUAAAUCGAACUUCAUUAUAGGCUAGGCUUUAAUUUGAACAUAAUUAUGCAUAAUUGACUCUUGUCUGAAUGUUAUGUGUGGUUUUGUGUUCAUUUGUUUACCCAACAGCUAUAUGAGGAUGUGAUUUAAGUUUAGAACUCACAAAAUUAUUCUACUCCCAGACUGCCACAGGCUACAAUACCACAUAGGCCUAUUGUUUUAAAACUAAUAUUUAUUUUGUUUAUUUUUUUCUCGAAAAGAGUUCAUCCACUUGUGUGCUCUCUGAGCGCAUGAAAGCUUUUUAGAGGUAGGCUACACGCGGGUAUUUUUCUCCUGUGUAAAUGAGCGGGACACAGACAUUGGUGUCAGACUCUCCCUCUCUUUCUCUCACUCACUCACUCGCUCACAGCUGCAGAGAGAAGCAGCGCAACACACACCGUACAGCAGCACACGCAGCGCGAUGGUGCGCGUCUCUCAACUUAACAGCGUUUCAACACGGAAUCAAACUUGAGGACUUGUGAGAAAAGUCCGUUUAUCAAGAUUGUCAAGUGUUUAACCUUGAUAUACGCAAAAUGGAAAACAAACUAUUUCCAGGAUCCUAACACAACACCAUAACGAACAACCUCAUGGUGAUAUCCACAUGAAGGACUAAAGACGCGCCACGCACGGUCACCUUCGCUGUUGAGGAGACUUGCGAGAGGAUCCCAAGUACAGCAUCUGCUCCGUAACAACGACACGUUCCUGCCAGCAGUUACGACCGAACCGGAUCCCGCAGAUCAAUGAAGAAUGCGCGAGCGCACGCACAGUCGAUGAAGCCGGCGGCGGGAUCAUGCGUGUUCUGCCCGAGCCGAGCGCGCAGUCACUGCGGCUGGUAUUUCUUUUCGUCUUCGUCAUGGAUGUAGCGCCGUCCCCGGCUCUAACCGCCGGCUGCCCGGACCGCUGCGUGUGCGACGACCAGCUGGUGGUCCAGUGCGCCUGGCAACAGUUAAGCGACUUCCCCGUGGAUCUCCCGCUGGCCACCCGGCAGCUGAUCAUCUCCAAUAAUCGGAUCGGCGAGUUGCCGGCGCUGCAGCUCAACUACCUGUCGGACCUGGUAUACCUGGACUGCAGCAACAACUCGUUGACGGAGAUCUCCGAGUCCACCUUUGGAAACCUGCGCAAGCUCGCCUACCUGGAUCUGUCUUUCAACAGCCUGGCGCAAAUCGAGGACCGGACGUUUGGCCCGCUGGCCAGCCUGGUGAUGUUGAGGAUGACUGAUAACCCGGGGCUGUCGGAGAUCCACCCGGACGCGUUCGCGGAGAACGCGGCGCUGCAGGUGCUGGACGUGAGCCGCAACAACCUGACGGCGCUCAACAUCAGCUCGUUGAUCGCGCUGCCGGCGCUGCGCUCUCUGGGGCUCAGCGGGAACCCCUGGAGAUGCGACUGCGACACGGAGGACCUGUGCCUCUGGAUCCAAAUAGAGGGCUUCAAGUUCCAAGAUGAGGGGCAGACGGUGUGCCAGGGGCCCCCGGACAUGCUGGGUCAGCGUCUGGCUGAGGUGGGCAUGCAGCUGCGAUCAGAAUGCCACCAGGGCUUGGGUUACUGGGACUACCUGUUCUUCAUCGCCAUCGGCUUCGUCAUCUUCAGCGCUGGGACGGUCUCGGCGUGGGUGAUGGGCGUGCUCAUGGUUCUGUACGAGCGGUACAGCAAGAGAAAGAGCGAGGAGCUCGACAGUGAGGAUGAGGAGGAGACAGUCAGCCGAGGGGCAGGAUGUGGAGGUGGAGGAGGAGGAGGAGGAGGAGGAGGGGGUAACCAUGGCAAUGGGGACUUGAGCAAACCAGGCAUGCAGGUGUGACCAGAGGACAGAGGGACGCUGGGAAAUCUUUGAUGAACAGACAGCGAGCUGCGGACAGAUUCGCAAAGGAGUUUUCUUUUCUAUAAAGAGAUUUUAAGUGCACUUUUUAGAAUGUGUCAACAUUAGUUUUAGUUUAAGAGAAGAGAAGGGCAGGACAGACAGAUUAGAUUUAUUUCUAUUCUUCUAGGUGGACUCAGACAGACAGAGAGACAGUUGAGAGGGUCACAGUGAACUGUGUUUUUGACAGAUCUGGGGUUGGUCUUGGUUAAAUGCAUAGAAGUAAUGCUCUCACACACACAACGCUCUCCCCAGUGUUAGUAAUGUAGUUGGGGCAGGGUGACAACACUGUGUUUCACACUAACGAGAGAGACAGCAAGAAGGAAGGAAAAAAGGAAAAAGAUAGAUAGUUAGAGAGGCUUGAAGACGAAUCCAGUAUCCUAUCUCAGCUUUUAUUUUUUGCUCAGUCAAAGAAAGGAAUAUAAAUGGAGGAUAUUCAAGGCAGUCUCUUCAGACUCAUGCAGUGUGAAAUGAAGGAAUGGAAGACGGAAGACUCUUCUAAACUGUCUGCACAACUCCAUGGAAGGCUGAAAAUGCUUUUUUAAGGGGUCACAGACUGACUGACUGCUCAGAUGAUGGAUUGAGAACAUUAUAUUGCAGGGCUUGACAAUAAGGAUUUGUUUCUGCUCGCCCGGUCAGGCUUGUAAUCUUCACUUGCCCCUCGACAAAUAUAAUAGCUGAUUUUAUCAUCAAUAAACAAAUUAAUUAAUUUAAAAAAAUACACUACUAUUCAAAAGUUUGGAGUCGGUAAGAUUGUUUUUAAGAAAUUAAUAAUUUUAUCAGCAAAGAUGCAUUUAAUCGAUCCAAAGUGACAGUAAAGUCAUUUAUAAUGUUACAAUUAUGUUACAUAUUAAUAAUGUUACAUAUUUUUAUUUCAGAUAAAUGCUGUUCUUUUGAACUUUCUAUUCUUCAAACAAGUAGUUUCUUGUAGUUUCCACAAAAAUAUUUAAGCAGUACAACUGUUUUGAUCACUGAUAAUAAUAAGAAAUGUUUCUUGAGCAUCAAAUCAGCAUAUUUGAAUGAUUUCUGAAGGAUCAUGUGACACUGAAGACUAGAGUAAUGAUGCUGAAAAUUCAGCUUUGGUCACAGAAAUAAAUUACAUUUUUAAGUGUAUUCAAAUAUAAAAUAUUUAUUUAAAAUUGUAACAAUAUUUUACAAUAUUACUGUAUUUUUUGAUCAAAUAAAUGCAGCCUUGGUGAGCAUAAGGACCCUAAUCUUACAGAUUUAAAAUUAUAAAAUACAGUAUAAAACAGUUAUUUUAAAUUGUAAUAAUUCAUGUAAUAAUAUUUCACGGUAUUACUGUUUUACUGUCGUUUGAUCAAAUAAAUGCAGCAUUGAUUAGCAUAAGAGUCUUGAAAAACAUAAAAUCUUACAUUGUUAGCUGGCUUGAUAAUGUUACUUUGAUGACAUUUAAAUCAGCAUCAUUUGAACAAUGUUCAAUAUAUCACACAAAAAGAAAUGUUCAAUUUUGCAAGGCAUAAAAACACAAGUACAUGAUUAAUGAAUUCAAGACAUUAUGACAAGUCAGCACUGGCCCAGUAGUGCACCUAAACAGUCCUGAAACUCUCUCACUUGCCCCGGGCCACAGGACCAUCCUUAUUGUUGAGCCCUGUAUUGGACGGGACAUUAUUGAUCUCAGUAAGCCUGUAUGCACUGCACCGAAAAGCCUUACACACAAGAUGUAACCAGUCCAGCAAUAACACCUCCAGGUGAUACUGAGAGCAAUAGAGGGAAACGUGUGUGUGUGUGUGUGUGUGUGUGUGUGUGUGUGUGUGUGUGUGUGUGUGUGUGUGUGUGGCUUGUCGCAGCAAAACCGCUAAAGGUGGUGAAGAAUAAAGUAUGUCAGCAUUCUGUAAUUUUGGCAAGGCUUUAAUUUUUUUAAUCAAAUGUGAUUUCUCCCGUGGCUACCACAUGCCACUCAAGGGCAGAGCUAAAGUGACCCCUCCCUCCUCACAUUGCACCAUCAGCACUCAGGAGGGAAUUGCGCCCACUGAGAGUGUCGUUUUAGUCUGCGUUUUAGUUAACACGAUAUUCCAUAAAGAAAGAUAAUGGCACAAACAUCCAAAAAUUAGUUCUGAAUUCAGCACAAUUCCCUGAUCUUGCAGGCCAGCUCUAGGCUGUGGAGGAUUUAGCAGACUACUACAAUCUGGCACACUUUACAGUAGAGCAUCACUACAACAAUCCAGACACCUGAAUCAGCUCUUUAAAAUGCUGACAGUGCUCUCAGCUGCUCAGCACAUCUGGAUCUAUAGCUAUUUUCCAUUAUUUGACCAUCUUGAAUUGCUGCUCGCCAUGAUCACUAGAAACAGAAACAUCUUGUUUAAACAAAAUUGUUUUCUGCAAUAGAACAAAGUUAUUUGUAAAUAUUCAUGGUGGAGCACUAUACCAACACUGUUAGCACCUGGUGAAACUGGAUUGUAGGUGGUUAGUGAAUAAGAAGCAGUUUUAACCCUGAAUUACCGCAUACAAAAAGUGCAACUCUUUUAACAUAUUUCAUCCUUAGAUUCAGCCUCAGAAAGAGUGUGAUGAGCAGUUACAUCCUAUUUUCUCUGGUAUUUAGUGGAGAAGGAAAGCUGGUUUUGUGUGAUUGAGGGUUGCUAAAUCCGUCUAUAACGGGUUAUAGAGCUUAAGGGGAUGAUGUUCGUGGCCUGGGCCACUCUAAAAAAUAUCUCAGCUGCUGCUUUUAUAAAUCUAUAGCUUCUAUAGCUAAUAUUUUGCCAACUUCUUGUUCUCCCUUUUCCUUUAAGCCGCAGUGAGUAAUUUCCACACAAUUAGUGACACAAUUUUUUUUAAUCACAUUUUUUUCCAUUACCAUGUCCCCUUAGGUGCUCUGUACCCAUCUAGGGGCAGUUGCAACCUAAUGUUCAGAGAGUCUGGCUUGUAACCCGAAGGUCGCUGGUUCGAUUCUCUUAUCCACCUUCAAUUCCACAGCUGAGGUGCUCUUGAGCAAUGCACCGAACUCCCAAUUGCUUCCCAGGCGCUGGAGCAUAAUGGCUGCCCGCUGCUUCGGGUGUGUGUAUUCACUGCCCGCUGUGUGUGUUCACUACUCACUGCUGUGUGUGCACUUGGAUGGGUUAAAUGCAGAGCACAAAUUCCGAGUAUGGGUUACCAUACUUGGCAACACGUCAUGAAUUUCACUUUCACUUCUGCCAUUGCCAUUGGUCAGUCAAACAGAUAGUUCCGCCCGAAACUCAAGCCAUUGCUUUGAUGGGCCACUGAAACAAAAAGAUUGCAAUUUGGUUUGGUGCAAGUAUUAAGACUAUUAAUGUGAGUACAGAGGAAUGAGAGAAAUAGGACAACAACAAACAAAUAAACAAAUUAAUAAAUAAAUCAAUAAAUUCAUAUUUAAAAUAUGAUCAUAAUUAAUAUGUAAUAUUAAUAAUAUAUUUUAUAUUUUUAUUCACUAUAUUAGAGGUUUUUUAAAAUAUUUAAAUUUUUAAAAUAUCUCUCAUAAAUAUUUUUUUAAAAAUACUAAAAUUAGCCCAUUAUGUGUUACCCUCAUUAGGUAGUGGUAUCUUUUCAAAGCAUUCCGGCUUUCACAAAACCCACUCUUCACUAAAGCCAAAAUAAUGCAAUUCCACUCCACUUCUCACAUCUAAUACUCUGUGGCUAAUGGUGCAGAAGUUACACACUGUGUCUGUGUGCACAUACUCUCUAAACCCUGUUGAAAAUUGGAUUAAAGUUAAGAAGUCUGUACAUCUAAAGCCCAACAAGCUGGUCUUUUCUGCGAGGAAGUAUCAACUUUAGGUCACGACCCUGGACUGAAUGCGUGUGUGUGUGUGUGUGUGUGUGUGUGUGUCAGUCCAUCCAUCUCACCACCUUCUCAGCCCCUCGUUCACUCACUCUCUGUCGUUCUGUCCUCUCACUCAUUAGUUGGUGGGUUGUUUCAGAUUACAGUGGGAUGUCAUCAUGUCAGCAUUAUUUCCAAAGUGUUAUCCCCAUUCUGAGACAGACUAAUAAUGCCAUGCCUUUAGGGGAACAAGAUUAUGUGUGUACAGUUGAUCCAGGAAAUACCUGGAGAGACUUCCUCAAAACAAAAAAAUAAAAAUACUGCUAAAAAUGUUAUGACAGGAACAUACAGUAGAGGUCAAAUGUAUCAUGCUGAUGUCAGCAUUAUGGCAAUAUAAGGAUGGACAGUAGAGGUGGUAAACUUUAUAGCAACAUGCUGCAGUGUGUGUGCCAUUUUCACCUGCUGUGAACUCUGAGAGUGAUCAUGCGUGACUAUGUCAUCGGCCUUUAGAAGAAGAGCGAUGGGGAGGGGUUGUUUUGGUAUUUUAUUCCUCUAUGAAUAUUAAUGUGUAAUAUAGCAGGUGAUAAAGGGGACAAGCCCUAGUGCUAUUCGAUAGUAAAGUUCAAUGUAAGAGCAGGACUUUAUCUGAGUUUCCAGGCACUAACAUUGGCACAACACUGCAGUCUGUUCGGCUCCAAAACCGCAAGAACCAUCAGCAAUGCAGCAGGGGUGGCCUGUGUCAGGAAGAUCUGUGGAGAUACUCACACACACACAUACAUUCAACAGAACACUAAUGAACUAGCAGCACAGAGUUCAACUACUGCUAUAUCUUUGUGAAUGAACAAACAUAACCUCAGCUGCUAGCAGUAAAACAGAGUAUGAAUAAUAGAGGCUGAAGUAUAUGCAGAAUGCAGCAAACAUUUUCAAACAGAUGCAGCCAAAACCUCACAAUGGCCAUUAGCCGUUAUCAUUUUUAGCAUUAGCUUCUAUUGUUUUUGCUAACAUUUGGCUGAAGCUAAUGCUUUUAGGAAAGUUAAAAGGUAUCAUUGUACGUCUAAGUCCCCAAGGAGUUGGGUAUGUGUGUACAGUAUAAAUUAAACUAAGCUAGCAGUAUGCUAAGCUAGGGUGACCAUAUGUGCCAUUUUCUUAGGACGCGUCCUGUCCAGGAUUUCUAAAUUGCCUAAAAUGGCUUGAGCCCUUGCCUCUUUAAUCGUGAAAGUGGUCAUAUCGAUGUGCCCCCGGAACGCAAUUUCUACACGGAGGUCUGUGCAAGCUACUGUUCUUAUUGACAGUCUUCAUGCAAUGCAUUAAAAUGUUGUCGUAUUUGCAAUGCUUUGACCGUUCUCUGUAGAUCCAGCUUUCUCGCAAGCCACGAUUGGUCGAUUAUGUAUAAUGCACGCUAUUGGUCAAAUUAUUUAUCAGUCAUUACCUUCUGCAAAUAUGAAAACAAAACCAAAACUGGGACAUUUUAUGCAACUUAGAAAUCCUGGACAGGACGCGUCCUGGGAAAAUGGCACAUAUGGUCACCCUAGCUAAGCUAGUACUUUGAGGGGUUCUAUACAAUUUCAUAACAAAUCUGCAAAAAAAUGUUGUACCUAAUAUAUCCUUAAAAGGUGUGAAUUAGUACCUUGUUGUAGUAAUAUGUACUUUUAAGGUACUACUAUGAACCCUUUACGUAUAACUGAGGUACAAAGUUGUCCCUUUAAGGUUGGAAAAUAUUCAAUUGUGUAGUGUCAUUACAAUUAUUGUACUGUUCCUGAUCACGUCUGAGCCCACACGAUCCCAAAGCAGAUCCCAAGCAUGUUUGAUAUUUACGACUCUUGAUCGGGCUGCCACUGAUGUGAUACCCGCGAUGACGGUCUUCCUAGGAGUCCGCACUUUCGUGAUGUAAUGCCACUUUGACUGUUGGGAAGAAGUCUGCUGUGAGGUUUGCACCUGUGCGGGCUCAGGAAAAGUGUGCAUCGAGGGCGCUUAGCAGCCCUAAAGGGGGUGCUCGCAAAAACCCUUAUGAAACCUAAAUAAUGAAUGGUACACCCUAUGGUCUUGUAGACCAAAAGUGCACAUGAAGUGUGCCAUUUGGGACAGGGCCUAUAGCUGAAUCUUGGCAGCCACAAACAUGCUUUGAAAGUGGAGUAUUGAGAAAGAAGAUCAUCCAUAUUCUUUUUUUCUCCUUUGUUUUUCUUCCUGUAGAACAAAGCUCACGCCAAGAGAACCAGCUGACGACGUUGAUCGUCCUCCAUUUGCUUUUCUUCUCAAGUCAUGUUUGAUCUCGUCUCACUGUGAAAAUGUUACUACAAUCAACAGGUGUAUGGUCUCGCGGUCUAGACAAAUGUUCUAGUGUGUGCAUUCAGAGGAUUAUAAUGCUAAAAAUCAGUUGAAACUCCCCUUAUGUCUGUGGUCUCCCACAGUUUUGAAAUCGGUUAAGAUUUGAAAUUCAUCUAGUGUGUGGCCAGCCUAAGGCAGGGCUGGGCAACUCUGGCCGUCAAGAUCUACUUUCCUGUAGAGUUUAGCUCCAACUCAUCUGCCUGAUGCUUUCUAGUAAUCCUGAAGACCUUGAUUGGCUUGUUCAGGUGUGUUUGAUUAGGUUUGGAGAAAAGCUCUGCAAAAAAAAUGGGCCUGAGUUGUCCACCUCUGCUUUGAGAUUACUGCCCCAGCAACUAACUGUUGUACCCCAAAAGGUAAAAAAAUUUCUGAGAGUGUAUGUAACAGUAUUUCAUACAAGAUAAACCAAGGAACUUUGUAGGAUUGCUAAUCAGGUUCUGAAUUGGGUGCCCAUUAAAAGUUAUUUUAGCCAGUGGAAUUGCCUUGGGUCCUAGAUGAACCUGAUUCAACAUCCUGAACUAACUGUUCAUGAUGUCUGAAUUUCCAAAUUUCCCACUUGGUGCAUAAAGUCAAUGCACUUUCUAACAAAUGCUAGUGUUGUGAUUUUGUUGCAUUAUGCAUCAUCUUCCGGGCAGAACACUCAUGGUUGGAAGGCUGAUAUUCAAAGUAGAAAAAUCCCAUGACCAAUGUUGGAUGGAACACUCAGAGCUUCCUAGAUAAUUUAGGGAUCAUACACUCUCAGAAACAAAAGUAGAAAAGUACCUUUAUGGAGCUUGUCACUUGUGCAGUAUCCUCAAAGGGACAACUUUGUACAUUAUUUACCCCUGAAAGUUCAUAGUAGUAGACCUUAAAGGGUACAAAUUACUAAUACUAAUAUGCACCUUUUAGGGGUAGAUAAGGUACAAGUAUAGGAUGUCACUGGGGCUGUACCCUUAAAGGGAUGAGCUAAGGUACAAAUCUGACACAUUUUUAGACACUGUAGAUGCAUUCUAGUCAGGCAGCUGGCUAGGUUUUGAGACUGCCUCAAAGUUUUUCUACUACAUUCUUGAUGUGCCAAUAACCAUUAUGAAACUGUGGGUGAAGGUGCAGUAGAGUUUCAAAUAAGAUUUGUGUGCAGAGAGUUGGCUCAGCUUUAAGUGCAAAGUAACUUUUGGUUUGGAUGGGAGCUUUGGGACCAGAGGCAGUGCUGCAGGUCUUGCUGUACUGCUGGACUGAAGUUGUUCUCUGUGAGACUUUAGAUUUGCUGGAUCGAUUUGCUGUCUGUGGAGGUGUGUCCGUCACGCUCUGUCCAUCAUGCAUGAAGCUCUGCAGAAUUUACCCAACUGAGAGUCACUUACACUCUCCCCUCUUGUUUCACCUCUUUGUCGUUGUGUCUUGUCUUAUCUCAUCUUUUCUCCUGUUCUUUCUUUUCCUCUUUGUCUCAUCGCUUAUCUUCCUUUUUUGUCUCUUUUCUUCUCUUCUUUGUCUCAUUUGUCUUGUCUCGUCUCCUUUGUUUCGUUACACCUUCUCUCUUCUUUUUGUCAUUGUGUCUCAUCUCAACUCAUUGUCCCAUCUCUUCCUUGUUUCGUUACACCUUCUCUCUCCUUUUUGUCAUUGUGUCUUGUCUCAACUCAUUUUGUCUCCAGUAUUAUCUUCUCCUCUUUGUCAUGUCUCCUCUCUUCCUUAUCUAGUCUUGCCUCCUUUAUCGUCCCAUCUCCAUUUCUCUUCUCAUCACUUGUCUUGUUUCGUCACAUCUUUGUCCUCUCCUCUCAUCUUCUCUCUUCCUCUGUCUUAUCUUGUCUCUGUUCUUCUUCUCAUUUUGUCUCUUUUCAUCAUUUGUUUUGUCUCACCUCUUGUCUUUACCUCUUCUCCCCAUCUUGACUCUUCUUGUCUUAUUUUUAAUUUAUUCUCUCCUGGUCUCAUCUUCUCUUUUGUUCUCUUCUCUCCAUUUGUCUUGUCGUCUCACUUAGUCUUGUCUUCUCGUCUUUUCUUUCUUAUCUCCCACCUCUUCUAGUCUUUUGUCUCUUCUCGUCAUUUGUCUUUUGUCUCUUGUCUCUUCACCUUCUCUUUCUCAACUCCCACCAUGUCUAGCCUUUUCUUGUUUCUCAUCUCAUCUCAUUUAAUCUCUUCUUGUCUUUUGUCUUGUUUACUCUCAGUUUUGUUUCUUUGCCUUCUUUUUCUCAUCUCCCACCUCUUUUAGCCUCAUCUCUUCUCAUUUUGUUUCGUCUCAUCUAGCGUCUUCUCGUCUUGUCUUGUCUCUUUUCUCUUCUGCAGUAGGCUGCUCUGACUCUGCCCUCCUCGUUUGUAUCUCUGCAGUGCUGGUUUAGUGAGGGUGAUGCCAUAAAGGCUGCUGUAAGCCAUCUUCCUGUCUUAAGGAAGAGGAGGACUAAAUCAGAGCGGAUGACAGUUUUACUCUGGGGACCAAAGCUUAGAGACUUUCCCCCGCCUUAACUCACAAUGCUUUCAUCCACUUCAAGCGUAAUGUGGAUUUGCCCACUUCCAGUUGAGUGUAGAAAGUUUAGGAUUUAUACUUCUGAAGAGAAAGUUUGUUUUUCUCAGGAUGAUCACAUCUUUUCUUCACCCAUUGAGACCAGAGAAAAGCAUGACAGCUGCUAUCAGCACAAUAUGUUUCCAUAAUGUUAAGGUGACCUUGUAUAUAGCGCAUCAUCAAAUGUCAUGACAUCAUUUGGGGAACAUUUCUUCCAGCCUGAAAUGAUAGCUCCCACAUUAGUCCCACACAUAUGGCCACUGAUCAUUUUUAUGGGGUGUGUGACAGAUCACUGGGAAAUGUAGUGGAGUCAGAUCCCCUUUCCUUGCCAAACACUUGUUCAGUGUGUGUGAGAGGUCCUCCACUCUGAUAACCCCUCUUGAGCUCUUGGCAUCCUGUAACACAGCGGAGGCUCGACUGCAGUGUGACAUCAGCUUAGAGCAGGAAGGAAACACACACUACAGGGCCGGAUCAGCCCUUUAUCAUCUCUGACAGAUUGAAAACUUUUAUUUAUUAGUUAUUUUAGUUUUCUCUCCCUCUUUGUGUCUUUGUGCUGUUGUUGCACAUUCAGAAUCAGUGUUUCAGAAAAUACUUUAAAACUGCAGCGAAUAGCUAAAGUACAGUCACACUCCCCUUUUUUAAAAAAAAAUAGUUAGCUACACUAGGGAAGAAAUAUCUUUACAAGGAAAUUAUUAUAUUAUAUCAUUUAUUUUUUGCAAUCAGAUUAACUUGAUAAAGAUCUCUGUUUGAAUAACAAAAGGAUCAAUUUACACUUGGGCUGCCCCCUAAUAGGCGACUGAACGUUAGUCGACUAGAAGAGGCUUAGUCGACCAAGAUUUUAUUAGCCGGUUAGUCGCAGAAAAAAACUCCACAGGAAGUGGCGUAAUCACGCAGUCCGUGAGGGGACACAUCGUUAACAGCGGGUCCUUGUGGUAAUUACAGUAUGUCAGGCAGAAAAUCCAAACGUUCACAUUAUCCGUCGACCUCAAAUAUGGCUUAUUAUUUGAAACGUAAGCUGUAGCAACUUUACAUGGCUGCUCGCUCUAAUAUUAACCUAGUUAAAUGUGCGCUAUUAUACAUCCAAGUGUUCAUGCAGAGUGUGGAGGGCAGUUAAAGUAUAGCGUGAUUUACUGCAUGACAUGGAGGCGCCGGCGCGAUCACUUGCAUUGUUUCAUUUU